AUGUCUCGGCGUUAUCCUGUCGCUGAUGUCUACGACGACCGCGAACGCGAUCCUUAUGCUCGCCCUCGACCUGCGCGCAACUACGACGACAUCGAAGUCGACAUCAACCGCACACGCUAUGCCGACCGCCCAGAGACUGUUGUGAGUGACCGUCGAAGCACCCGUGGACCAAAGCUUCCAGACUUCCUCCAGGACGAUUAUGGACGAACAAAUGCCGGCCCACUCGUAGUUAAGAAUCGCGAAGUGGACGAAUAUGACUAUGUUGCCCGUAGAGAGGUCGACACCAUGUCGCGUAGAGGUGGCGAAAGAGUCGAAAGAGACGAACUCGUGAUUAGGGAUCGCAGAGCCGAGCCCCCACCCAGAGAACGACCACCACCUUCGAGGGAUCCUAGAGAUGUCGAGCGCGAGGAAAUCAUCUUUCGCCGUGGCGAACGUGAGCAGUCGCGACCCCCAAGGCCAAGAGACAGAGGAGAAAUUGAGGAGACGGACAUCUUGAUUCGUAGGAGAGAACAGGAACGAGAAAGAGACCCCGAACCGCCUCGAGGCCCCCCGCCCGAGAUAGUCUUUCGAAGAGGUGCUGGCGACCGUCGACCUCCCCCUCGCUCUGAAGCCGCAAGAUCAGAGGUUGCCGACGAGGAAAUCAUCUUUCGCCAUGAAGAGAGACGUUCUCCGCCUCCUCCAGCCCGAAGCGUGCGCAACAUGGAAAGAGAGGAGAUCAGCAUACGCGAGCGUGAACGCAGCCUUCCACCUUCUCGUAGACGUAGUCCUGGUCCGCUUGCGCGCGAAAGAGAAGAAUGGUUGUUCAGGCGUCGCGAGCCUUCUCCACCUCCUCCCAGAGACGAGCGUGAGGAGAUCAUCAUCCGUCGCCGCGAGCAUGAACACCCCUCGCCUCCUCCUAUGCGAGACGACAGAGAAGAAAUCAUCAUAAGAAGACGAGAGCGAUCUGUUCCUCGCGAGCCUAGCCCAGAACCUGUCAGAGAGCCAACCCCUGAGCCGCCACCACCGCCACCGCCGGAGCCUAUCGUCCGUCCACCCAUCAUUCAGGAAAUUAUUACGCAUCACAGACACAUCGACCAUGGUAUUGAGCGAGCUCCAGAACCGGUGCCCAGUCCUCCCCCUGCACCGCCGAGUCCCCCUCCUGCACCUAAAGACGAAAGUCUUGAGAUUGAAAUUCGCAGACGCAACAACCGCAAUGGAGGAUAUGACGAGAACAUUACUUUCGAGCGUGAAGUGUCUCGCCCAGCACGUCCACGUGAGCCUGAGAUGGAGCGAAAUGUUGAGCUUACUCGCUCUCGUUCGGUCUCUGCACCCCAGCGUCGCUAUGAUGAUGAAAUCGCGGCCGAGGCCGAGUAUUACAAUCGUAAAGCACUUGAGCGUGGCUACAUGGGUGAAGCAUACAAUGGUGCGACUCGAGACUGGGGACUCGUUGACAUUCCUCCUGGGACCAGACGAGUCCAGAUGGAUGGUUUGGGGGGUGCUCGUCAAGACAUUACCUGGCAACAGUACAAUGGCUCCCGAAGAAGCAAGUUCUAUACUGCUGACGAAGAGUUCAUAACUGAUUUCGGCCCCGGAGGUCCUGCACCCGAGCGCAAAGAGGAGAAACGUAAACCCACGAAAGACAUGUGGACUGAAGUCGCCAAGGAUCUGGUCAUCAAGGAAGCUAUUGAAGAGAUGGGCUAUCAAUACGAGGACUCGGAGCACUUCUUCUACGUCAUGGAAUAUCUGAAAUAUGAGGACGUGCUUCAACUCGUAGAGCUUACGGAAGAUAUUCGUCGCGAACGUCGUGACCGCAUCCGUGAGAUUGAAUGGGAACGUGAACAUCUCGAAAGACUUCCACCUCCCAAGCCACGUUCACCACCCGCAAAGCCUCGUUCCAAGUACGAUGAGCGCAUCUACGAACGAGAGGUCAUCUACGAUUCGAAGCGAUCAGGCAGGUAUCGAUGA
Aureobasidium melanogenum CBS 110374 is the source of this 1944-nucleotide messenger RNA. RefSeq lists its product as uncharacterized. The record is from RefSeq and is a predicted model, not a curated record. Bases 1 to 1944 code for a protein of 647 amino acids. Gene Ontology annotation, molecular function: microtubule binding; actin binding. NCBI's taxonomy places the organism in Eukaryota, Fungi, Ascomycota, Dothideomycetes, Dothideales, Saccotheciaceae. Gene Ontology annotation, biological process: actin filament polymerization. The transcript has 2 exons. Gene Ontology annotation, cellular component: cytoplasm; actin filament.